GGAAUUCAGCGUGAGCACUCAACGGGACUAGCGCCUCUGCCUCUGCCUUGGCGUACAUCGGCUGCACCUGCACUGCAUCCUGGGCGGCCGCGAGCUCGAGAUUUUGGAAAACGAGCCACCAGAACAGCACGCAACCCGCACCAUGAUAAUACGAGGCAUUGCAGCCCGCAGCUGCCCCCGCGCGCUUGCACCCAGCGCCUCACGACCGCUGCGACGAUUUCUUUCCACAGAGGCCGAGUCGAUCGAUGCAUCUGCUCAGAACAACCUGAAGCCGCUGCAAACUCUCCAAGCCGAGCUCUCACCCCAGGCCCCUCAACCAGCGCCCUCGCUCGAGCCCGGAUCAUCCAACGCGGCGUCUUCUUCGUCGACCAUCGGCAAUGUCGCAGAGCAGUACUACCUGUACAAGCAGCAGGCGAAGCAGAUGGGCAAGCUGGGAUCCGACAUCAGCCCACACUACCAGCCACACACCCUCCUGAAUCACCCCCCCUCGCCCGCCGACGUUACCCUCGAGCUUCUGCUUGCCUCCGAGGCCCACCAGGGCCACGUUACCUCGCUCUGGAACCCCGCAAACGCCCGCUACAUCCACGGCAUAAGACAGGGCAUCCACAUCAUCUCACUCGAAGUCACGGCCGCACACCUGCGACGAGCCGCCAAGGUGGUACAGGAGGUGGCGAGACGAGGAGGCAUGGUGCUCUUCGUUGGCACACGCGAUGGCCAAGACAGGGCUGUGGCGCGCGCUGCUGAGCUAGCCAAGGGCUACCAUCUGUUUGAGCGCUGGAUCCCGGGAAGCAUUACCAACGGCCAGCAGAUUCUGGGUCGCUGUGAGACAAAGGUAGUCAACGAGUUCGAUGAGCCUGUGGCGGGCUUCGAGGAGCAGCUCUACGACAGGCCCGUGCUGCGACCAGACCUCGUGGUCUGCAUGAACCCCCUCGAGAACUACGUUCUACUGCACGAAUGCGCUUUGAACAACAUCCCCACAAUAGGUGUGAUUGAUACCAACGCCGAUCCUACCUGGGUCACGUAUCCCAUUCCGGCAAACGACGACAGUCUCCGCUGCAUCCAAGUCAUUGCUGGUGUUCUAGGCCGAGCCGGUGAAGCAGGCCAAAAACAGCGUCUCGCCGCUGCCGCCCGUGGCGAGAUCACCUAUCGACCGGCGACAGACCUAGUUCUCCCCGAGUCAGAAGAAGUCGACAGCCCUGAGAUGGAGUCGCAACCCAGAUCCUCAAGAGACGACUCGCCGCGGAAGGCCCGAAACGCUGCUGUCGACCUCACGGGCGAGAGCCUUGGGAACGUAGAUGAGAUGGCCACGAAGCUGGACGAGGUGAACAGCCAUGAGAGUCAUCGGACUAGAGGUGGGAGAGAUAUCAAGGUCUCUUCAUAAAAAUCUUGUAUGGGACGAUUUAAUAUUAGUUGCUAUAUACAUUUUGAGAACAAUCCGGGCGGCGCCGGACUCUGAGAAGCUCUAGAAACCAUACUAUGCCAUGCCAUGCCAUGUCAUGUCAACCUCACACGCCGGCAAACAGGUCUAAUACAAGCGAUCAAAACCAAGGUGCCAAUCUGCACAUUAUCAAAAGUGUGCUGCACAAUGGCCUAGUCGAGGUCAUCCGCACUAGUCGACACCCUCGCAGGAGCGACAAGACUCUCCUUGUUUGCCUCAGCGUAAAAGUCGAGUUUCCCGCCGUCUUGAAUAACGCCGAUGCGAUCGUAGAGCGUGCGCGCCCUCACGUACGGGUCUAAUUUCCAGUAGUUUUGCCUCAGCUCCUCGGCCAACGAGUCC
Messenger RNA from Cucurbitaria berberidis CBS 394.84, 1777 nucleotides. RefSeq names its product 37S ribosomal protein MRP4, mitochondrial precursor. Gene Ontology annotation, biological process: translation. The coding region runs from base 143 to 1381 and encodes 412 amino acids. The record is from RefSeq and is a predicted model, not a curated record. Gene Ontology annotation, cellular component: mitochondrial small ribosomal subunit; ribosome. Lineage: Eukaryota; Fungi; Ascomycota; Dothideomycetes; Pleosporales; Cucurbitariaceae. Gene Ontology annotation, molecular function: structural constituent of ribosome. The transcript is spliced from 4 exons.